Messenger RNA from Fragaria vesca subsp. vesca, 1537 nucleotides. RefSeq names its product ornithine decarboxylase-like. NCBI's taxonomy places the organism in Eukaryota, Viridiplantae, Streptophyta, Magnoliopsida, Rosales, Rosaceae. Gene Ontology annotation, cellular component: cytoplasm. Gene Ontology annotation, molecular function: ornithine decarboxylase activity. The record is from RefSeq and is a predicted model, not a curated record. The transcript is spliced from 2 exons. Bases 24 to 1286 code for a protein of 420 amino acids.
UUAUACAGCACCAACAUCACAGCAUGGAGUCCUGCAAUGUAAGUGCACCAGAUCAGGUCGUAAGCAAAAACAGUCUGGGUGAUGAUGAAUGUUUCAUGCAGAAAAUCAUUUCGUCCAUCAAGAAACUGCAGCAAAUUGAGGAAGCAUUUUACGUCCUGGAUUUAGGUCUUGUAAGCAACCUCAUGGAGACAUGGAAACGUAACCUUCCAAUGGUCCAACCUUUCUACUCCGUCAAGUGCAACCCUCACCCGGAUCUUCUUGCCACGUUGGUAGCUCAAGGUUCAAAUUUCGACUGUGCAAGUCCGUCUGAGAUCAAGUCCAUUUUGGCUCUAGGAGUUUCGCCGGAUCGCCUCAUCUAUGCUAAUCCCUGCAAAGCAAGCUCUCACAUCAAGUACGCUGCUGAAGUUGGUGUUAACCUAACCACUUUCGACUCGGUAGAUGAGGUUGAAAAGAUCCGAAAAUGGCACCCGAAAUGUUCUUUACUGAUCCGCAUCAAAGCUCCGGACGAGAGCGGAUCCCAGUGGCCACAGGGUUCCAAGUUCGGUGCUCUCCCUGACGAAGUGUCUCCGCUCCUCCAAGCCGCUCAAACUGCAGGACUCAAAGUUUCUGGGGUUUCAUUUCACAUAGGAAGCCGGUCACACAAUUUUCAAGCAUACAAAAAAGCUAUAGAGGCAGCUAAGGUGGUAUUCCAGGAGGCGUCCGGGCUCCGCAUGCCUCCCAUGCAUGUGUUGAACAUCGGCGGUGGCUUCCUGUCCGAGCCAUCGUUCUUUGAAGCUGCGGCGGCAGCGGUGAAAACCGCUGUGGAGACGUAUUUUUCAGAGGAGGAGCGACGCAGCUUAACGGUGAUCGCCGAGCCGGGUCGGUUUUUUGCAGAGACUCCUUUCACGCUUGUUACCAAUAUCAUCGGGAAGCGUGUGAGAGGGGAGCUCAGACAAUACUGGAUCAACGAAGGGUUUUUCGGGUCCAUGAUGCUUGCGGAACCUAAAACCCUACUUGAAUCCUUCAUUGCUCUGAAAUGCAUGUCCAAUAACAGUGACGACGGCAUCGAGAAGAAUCCGGUUCCAGUCUUGGUGGUAUGUGGCAAAGGUACUGAUGGUGCUCGGACUUACAGUUCGACUGUGUUUGGUCCGACAUGUGAUUCCGAUGACAAGGUGUUGGAUGGUGAGUUACCAGAACUGGAAGUGAAUAAUUGGCUGGUGUUUCGCAACAUGGGUGCUUAUGCGUCGGCGUGCAGCACCAACUUCAAUGGUUUUGGCUCCGCCAAGAUCACCUAUCUUACUAACUGAUCCAUGAUGCAUAAGUUUGCGAUUUCCAACAUCUUAAUUUCUUCUUUUUAUCAAACAAUUGGCUGCGUCCUACGUAUGAGGGCUUGUACGUCGAUGUGUUGCUUGUUCUUAUGAUUGUGCUAUAUAUAUGCGACUGUACCUCUGAUUAUUAUGGACUAAGAGUGGAGGCGUGGAGCGUGCUCGUGUGGUUUAAAGUUUCAACUUAAAUGGAAAAGUAAGUAUUUCAAACUUAUGUCAUUUGAUUUUCUAUU